Messenger RNA from Medicago truncatula (barrel medic), 1227 nucleotides. Its product is annotated as histone H1. Gene Ontology annotation, biological process: nucleosome assembly. The coding region runs from base 92 to 1027 and encodes 311 amino acids. The transcript has 2 exons. NCBI's taxonomy places the organism in Eukaryota, Viridiplantae, Streptophyta, Magnoliopsida, Fabales, Fabaceae. Gene Ontology annotation, cellular component: nucleosome. The record is from RefSeq and is a predicted model, not a curated record. Gene Ontology annotation, molecular function: structural constituent of chromatin; double-stranded telomeric DNA binding.
UUUCGUCAUUUCUCACACCAAAAUUUUAGCUUCAACCUUCGUCAUAUUUUCGUAGAUCCAUUUUCUCUUUCUCGUUUUCAAUUUCAACCCGAUGACUUCCUCUGUUGAAGAACCCACCGUCUCCGCCGUCGAGCAAACCAUUGUGGAGGAGCCGGCCGCCGUCGACCCUCUCCCACCUGUUGUCAAUGAAUCUGACGAGCCCACUGCCGCCAAGCCAAAGAAAGCCCCCAAAGAGCCAAAACCCAGAAAGCCCGCUUCCAAGAACACUCGCACUCACCCUACCUAUGAAGAGAUGGUGACGGACGCGAUUGUGACUCUUAAGGAGAAAAACGGUUCGAGCCAGUAUGCUUUGGCCAAGUUCAUCGAAGAGAAGCAUAAGAAUCUUCCAGCGAACUUCAAGAAGAUUCUUCUGGUUCAGAUCAAGAAGCUUGUUGCUUCUGGGAAGCUUGUUAAGGUCAAGGGAUCGUACAAGUUACCAGCUAAGUCUGCUGCUCCAGCUAAGAAGCCAGCUGCCGCAAAGCCCAAGCCCAAGCCCAAGGCGAAAGCACCUGUAGCCAAGGCUCCAGCUGCUAAGUCUAAGGCGAAAGCUGCUCCUGCUAAGGCUAAGGCUAAGGCUAAGGCCAAAGCUGCUCCUGCCAAGGCUAAGCCAGCUGCCAAGGCUAAGCCUGCUGCGAAGGCAAAGCCUGCUGCCAAGGCUAAGCCUGUGGCGAAGGCGAAGCCCAAGGCGAAGGCUCCUGUUGCUAAGGCCAAUGCUGUACCUGUGGCUGCUAAGGCAAAGCCCGCGGCUAAGGCUAAGCCAGCUGCCAAGGCGAAACCAGCUGCGAGGCCUGCUAAGGCUUCAAGAACUUCAACAAGGACAUCACCUGGGAAGAGAGCUGCUGCGGCAAAACCGGCUGUGAAGAAAGCUGCUACGCCAGUGAAGAAGGCUGUACCGGCGAAAAAGGCUGCUACGCCAGUGAAGAAGGCUGCACCAGCAAGGAAGGCUCCAGCAAAAGGGGGGGUAGGAAGUGAAAAGGGGGAGGGGUAAUUAGAAAAGCUAGUGUUUGUAGUGGUAGCUAGCUGUAAAUUUUUCUUUGUUAUGCGGUGUAGUUUGGGUUCGUUACAGAUGUCGUUUGAAAAGAAGAAGGAAUUCUCAAUUUUACCAUUAAACUUUUAAAUUGAAAUUGUCCAGGAUUUUAGCUUUGUAUUUUUGUUCAUCAUAAAUGAAAAGCUAGAAGGUUUUCCCGA